Molecule: messenger RNA, 2061 nt
Organism: Penicillium verhagenii
Lineage: Eukaryota; Fungi; Ascomycota; Eurotiomycetes; Eurotiales; Aspergillaceae
Product: protein kinase IKS1
Exons: 2
Coding region: 1-2061 (686 amino acids)
Biological process (GO): protein phosphorylation
Molecular function (GO): ATP binding; protein kinase activity
Source: RefSeq, a predicted model, not a curated record
AUGCCGGACGACAUGUCUAUAAUCCCUUACAAUGGAAAUCUUGACGUUGUGCUCCGACAUAACGACUCAGUGGUCGUCUAUGAUCAUGAUUCUCAACAGCUAGUGCUCCGCAAUGCGGCCGACACGCGUGAAGAUGAUGUCGAGCUUGCAAACUGCCCUCUGUGCCACCGACCCAUACGGGAUAGCAGUAGAAAUCGAGAACAUGCGCCUACAGAGCCCGAAGGCGAAUUUAUCAACCCGAAUUACUUCCGCAUGCUCGAUAAUAGCAUACCAAGCUCCCAAAGCUCAUCAACCCCUCCUUCCCCGCAUUAUCGUCUUGUUCAACCUGCUCUUCCAGAUGGGUCAGCCAGGAUCGGACCUACGAGCGCUCCCACUCACGAGUCUCAUUCACCAACUUCCCAAGGAAUCUCAGCCGCUGCAUUCAGUCAAGACUAUUUCAAGAAGUUCUUUGUGGAGGAAAAGGUGUUAGGGAAGGGAGGAAAAGGUGUCGUGCUACUUGUCAAGCAUGUCCUGGAUGGAGUGUCCCUCGGACAAUAUGCCUGCAAGCGCGUCCCUGUUGGCGAUGAUCAUGAAUGGUUAGAGAAAGUACUAGGUGAAGUUCAACUGCUGCAGCAUCUUUCAAACCAAAAUCUGGUCUCAUAUCGCCAUGUCUGGUUGGAGAAUGCUAAAAUAAAUGUCUUCGGUCCAAGCGUGCCAUGCGCUUUUAUUCUACAAGAGUAUUGCAACUCCGGUGACCUUCAUAAUUACAUAUGUGGCUCGGUUCAGACAUCAACCACCGCCCAGCAGCUGAAAGCGCGCCUCCGACGAAAAUCAAAGGGUGAACCAGACCCAAAUCCUGCAGGGCUUCGUAUGCUACAGCUGGAUCAGAUUUAUUCAUUCUUCCGAGAUAUCACGUCUGGCUUGCGCCAUUUACAUACCAAUGGAUACAUCCAUCGUGAUUUGAAACCACAAAAUUGUCUUCUCCAUGAAACAGCAGAUGGUAUGCGAGUCUUGGUGAGUGAUUUUGGUGAAGUUCAAACGCAGAAUGCGAUGCGCAAGUCGACUGGUGCAACAGGGACAUUGUCAUAUUGUGCACCUGAGGUUCUCCGGCGGGAAUACCCAGAUGGGCCAUUCGGUAAUUUUACCUUCAAGUCCGACAUCUUCUCCCUGGGUAUGAUUCUCUACUUUCUCUGCUUUGCCGAACUCCCAUAUGCAAAUGCAGAUAUCAUCAACGAGGAGAAAGAAGACUUGGAUCAACUCCGCAAGGAGAUCACCAGUUGGGCUGGUUUCGAUCAAGUUAGGAGGAAACGCCCUGAUCUACCGGAGAAGCUAUACACCUUCCUGGAAAGACUUCUUGCUGUGGACCCCGACAGACGGCCAACUGCCGAUGAGGUCUUGAGUGGUAUCCAAGUUGGAGUCAAUGCCAAUGAGUUUCGCUUCAAAAGGAACAGCUCAGCCAGUCCCGACUUGCCAACCGGUGCAAGAAUCAGCCGGAUCGAUAGCCCCCAGCCCUCUAUGGAUAGGGCUCUUUCGCCCACUAAGAAAAUACCUCGUAACAAACCCGUAGCUUUCCGCCGGGACUCAAUGUUCGACUCAACCGAGCUUGCGACCAGUCAGACUCCUGGACCAGAAGGCAUAGAGGAGCGGUCACCUUUCAGUCCCGAUCACAACAUCGUCAUUCGCCCCAGAUAUUCUACCUCACCACCCAUCUCUCCCACUCAACACAGCCAUGACGAAUCCAUUCACAAUCAUCAAACGCAACAAUUGCCUCGGCGACAACUACUUCCUCCGCCUCCCAGCAGGUUCCCUUCCCUGGAUCUCAUUACAUCUUAUAUAUCAUCGCCAGGGCUACAGUUCUCUAUAUUUCUCGUUAAAGUGGCUUCUGUCCUCCACCCGUGCUCACCCCUCUCCCCCAAGCCUUGGAUUCUCUACCCCCUUCUCCUACUCGCUGCUUUGACUCUUGGUGCACACGAUCAUCGAGUACAAGCUUUAGCUACCGUAGCGCAUAUGCUGGUUGUCGGUGUGGGUAUGCGUCUUGGCGUCCUUUGUACCUGGCCUGCAGAGUCAACUCUUGGCCUCUGA